AUGAUAACAAACUUAUUUUCCGUAUUUGACCCUUCAACAACUAUCUUAAAUUUGUCCUUAAAUUGACUAAGAACUUUUUUAGGUCUAUUAAUUAUUCCUUCAACUUACUGAUUAAUACCUAAUCGAUUCCAAAUUAUUUGAAAUAACAUUUUAUUAACACUUCACAAGGAAUUUAAAACUCUUUUAGGUCCUAAUGGACAUAAUGGAAGAACAUUAAUAUUUGUUUCUUUAUUUAGAUUAAUUAUAUUUAAUAAUUUUUUAGGAUUAUUCCCGUAUAUUUUUACGAGUACUAGUCAUUUAACUUUAACUUUAACUUUAGCUUUCCCAUUAUGAUUAAGAUUCAUGCUUUAUGGAUGAAUUUGUCACACACAACAUAUAUUUGCUCAUUUAGUUCCUCAAGGAACUCCUCCUGUUUUAAUACCUUUUAUAGUAUGCAUUGAAACUAUUAGUAAUGUAAUCCGACCAGGAACUUUAGCAGUACGAUUGACUGCUAAUAUAAUUGCAGGACAUUUACUAAUAACUUUAUUAGGAAAUACCGGCCCUAUAUCAACAUCUUAUAUCAUUCUUUCAUUAAUUUUAAUUACUCAAAUUGCUCUUUUAGUUCUUGAAUCUGCUGUUGCUAUUAUUCAAUCUUAUGUUUUUGCAGUAUUAAGAACUCUUUAUUCUAGUGAAGUAAAUUAA
Aedes aegypti (yellow fever mosquito) is the source of this 681-nucleotide messenger RNA. NCBI's taxonomy places the organism in Eukaryota, Metazoa, Arthropoda, Insecta, Diptera, Culicidae. The record is from the annotation of a RefSeq genome assembly.